GAAAGCAACAUUUAAAGGGAAGUUCAUGGCAUCAGCAAGUGGCUUUCCCGCAAGUUUUUAUGGAGAGCCAGGUGUGCUUGGGCUCCUGGCCAAUGGCAUCAGUGCAUUCCUUGUCCUACUGCAAAACUUCCAUGGGGCCAGGACUGGUGUUCCUGCAGAGGGAGUGGAAAACAUAUUAGCAGGCGUUCAUCUCAUUCUAAUUGGUGGAGUGUGUCAACUUGUGGCAGGCUUGCUGUCUUUUCGAAAAUAUGACCAUCUGAGUGGGACGUCAUUUGUAGGAUAUGCAGCACUAUGGGCAAGCUAUGGGGCGACAAGAAUUUUCCUAGGUGCCAACCAACAAAGUACAAACCUAUUCAACGAAUCCACAAUGAUAAACAGUACAUUUCAAGAUCUGCUCACAAACAAUAGCAUCAAUAAAACAGACUUGUUCAUCAAGGAGUCUGCCAUAGCUGGGCUGGUGCCUUAUAUACUGCUUUCCUUUUUACUGGCCUUCUGUUCAGCAACUGUAAACUACAUCAUGCCCUUUGUGUUUGGGGCCAUCACCCUCACGCUGAUAUUUGAGGCUGUGGGUCUGGUAGCAUGGUGGGGUUUGGUGGUCUCUGGGGUUCUGGAGCUCCUAAUCCUGCUAUUUGCCAUAUAUGGCUCAUCAGCACUGCUAAUCAAGGGACUGGCCCAACGCUAUGUGCUAAAGGGUUUUGGGAACCCUCUCUUCAAUGUGUUGCUCCUAGGAACCACCAACGGCAGUAGCUCCCAAAGCUUGGGCCAAGAGAAGAAGAAGAACACAAAAUAUGCUGAACCUAUGGCCUUGGGAUUCUUCUGCGACACAGUCUCACCAUUUAUCUUUGCUUUCUAUGCCUUUAACUACUUCCCAUCGGUCUCAGUAGCUGCCAUCUGGAUAACCAUCAAUUCUGCUGCUCAGCUUCUAUCUAGCUAUUAUGCAUACAUGCGUCAAGACGGCUACCAUGCAACCAAGUUUGGCCUGCACUGCGUGUUUUGGUUGGUGAAGACUUGGGAAGAGCAUGUGGUGUCUAUAACCAUCAGCCGGGCUGCAGCUGGUGAAGUAAGGCACGCCAUGGUUGGCAACUGGUUCUUCGUGUCUGCCGCCUUGGUGCUCUGCAUUGCAAGUCUAAACAAAGACAGUCUUGAGCUAGUUCACAACUCAUUUUUUGUCCUGGUGACCAUAUCAACCAUCUCCCAGAUUCCCAUUGAGAAGUACUACAUCUUUUUUGGAGUGACCUGCUCCAUCUUUACUCUCCUGUCCUACUAUGGCACCUUUGCUCGCCUCAUCAACACCAUUGCUGAGAAGGCCUUGAUCCCGGUUGGACCCCAGCCUGUUUCCACCGAAUCCCUGCAGAAAUAUCUCAGUUUCCUCAAGAGAUCCAAACAGCAUGAGCCUGAAGAUAAAGGUGCACAGCUCCCUGAUGCUUUGUUCUAUCUUUGCAAUGGAGUGGCUGCACUCUCAGCCAUUCACAGCAGUCAACUCAGCCAAACGUUUUUCGACCUAACUGUUCCUUGGGUGCUAAUCCCAGGAGCCAUCAUCCAGGCCUACGUCAGUCGACUACAGGUACAGGGUGGCCAGAGAUUCGGUUCUGUUGUUCCCUCCUUUUAUGUGGCUAUUUGGGCAACUUGGAGCUGGUUUAGGUUUGCAGGACACCGUUUGCAAAUAUCCACAGAGCCAGCGAGUGGAUUUGCAGCUGGGUCAAUAGCAUUCCUGGUCAUCAAUGCUUUCUUGAUUCUAGUUGCGGCCUACAGCAAUCUUGUUCUUUUGGCAUUGACCACAAUCAUGGAGGUCAUCAUAGUUUGUUUUCUCCUCUCUACUCUUGGAAGACUGCCCUAUCAGCUAGAAGUUGCCAUGCUAGCAAUUUUUGCCAUCAUAUGUUUGUAUGGCAUGCUAGCAUCCCUUGUGAACAGUAUCUUCUCUAAGACCCUAAUACCAGUUGGACCUUCCCUUAUCAAGGACAAUAAAAAGAAGGAAUCUGAAACCACAUAUCCAUGUUUUGUUACAAACUCUCGAGAAACCAGUGGACUCCUCAAGAUUGCCAAAUUGCUUGAAAACAAUGGAGUGUGUGGCAUCCCUACAGAUACUGUCUACGCCUUGGCUGCUUCAUGCAAGAACCCCAGUGCUAUCGAGAAGAUCUACUCUAUCAAAGAUCGUCCUGCAGAGAAGCCAAUUUGCAUCUGCAUCUCAAGUGUGGAACAGCUUGUGGCCACCAAACCUCCUUUCAGUCCUCUCCUAUGGGAGUUCAUGAGAAACGUCUACCCCGGAGGCAUCAGUUGCAUUGUCCCCAAGGGCGAUUGGCUCCUCAAACUAGGUGUGGGUCCUGCAUAUGACCGUGUGGGGACCAGAGAUAGCAUUAUGAUUAGAGUACCUGACCACUCUGCCACUGCUCACCUGUGUGAAUUCACUGGCCCAUUGGCCAUUACUUCAGCCAAUCCCAGUGGAGAAGCUGACAGUACCCAUCACGACAUGGUCAUCAACCGUCUUGGUCACAAGAUCGAUGGAGUCCUGUGUGAUGGUGAAUCCAAUGAGGUGGUGGCAUCGACCGUAGUGAACUGUCUCAAUAUUGAUGAAGGAACUAUCAGCAUUCUUCGUGAAGGUUGUGUGCCUGCAUUGAAAGUCAGGCAGAUUUUUGAACGAGUAAAAAGCAACAUGUUGUAGGAUUACUACUAACAUCAGCUCCGUUGGCACUUUUACUUGCUUUGUUUAAUUUGAAGGAUGUUUCAAUUUGCAUAUGAAGGAAAUGCUUUGAAAUAACUUGACAUGUGGCCUAUAUGAAUCAGUUUUGAUAUAACUUUACUGUGUAAUCAGUUAUUCUGAGCAAGAAGUAUCACAAUGCAACCAUGUUAAAGUGAGCAUUGUUUACGCUCAUAUUAAUUGAGCAUUAGCUACAUAAACCUGUUACUGUAUUGCUGUGUAAAUGUAUUGUAUUUUUGCCUAUGCUUUUUAAGUUUGAAAAGUGUUCUAAUAUGGAACUGUUUUUCUUUUUAUUUUAAUGCUAUUUAUGCUCUUUCAAUGGAUCAUGCCUUUGUUGAUCAAGAGUAAGUAAACUGAUUAGAAGCACUAAGAAAUCAAUUCAGCCAGUGAAUGAAAAUGUAUUUAUAUAUUGCCAUUGCACAGUAUGCUUGUAUUUGUAUAUUGUGAACUGACAAAACGGUGUAUGAGAUUUUGUGCUUCAUAACUGUCUAA
Messenger RNA from Carassius carassius (crucian carp), 3187 nucleotides. RefSeq lists its product as uncharacterized. The coding region runs from base 26 to 2659 and encodes 877 amino acids. Gene Ontology annotation, molecular function: tRNA binding; nucleotidyltransferase activity; double-stranded RNA binding. NCBI's taxonomy places the organism in Eukaryota, Metazoa, Chordata, Actinopteri, Cypriniformes, Cyprinidae. Gene Ontology annotation, cellular component: cytoplasm; membrane. Gene Ontology annotation, biological process: regulation of translational fidelity. The transcript is spliced from 10 exons. The record is from RefSeq and is a predicted model, not a curated record.